Molecule: messenger RNA, 1068 nt
Organism: Spea bombifrons (plains spadefoot toad)
Lineage: Eukaryota; Metazoa; Chordata; Amphibia; Anura; Pelobatidae
Product: deoxyguanosine kinase, mitochondrial-like
Exons: 2
Coding region: 55-951 (298 amino acids)
Cellular component (GO): mitochondrion; cytoplasm
Molecular function (GO): deoxynucleoside kinase activity
Source: RefSeq, a predicted model, not a curated record
CAGUAUACUUCCGUGUUCUGUCUGAGCAUUCUCCCCGAUUGCAUAAAAUUAGAGAUGUUUGCUCAAAAAAUCAAGAGAAUUUGGAAUUCAAUAGACAUUCAUUUUUACAGUAUACAGAAGACAAAGCGAACAUUAUUUUGUACAUUUCCCUGUAAAAAAGAAAAUAAGGAGAUCUCCAUGGCAAACAACGACAAACAGAUUGAUGAAUCUCAAACUACAGACUCCGGGUCUACGAGAAUGCGUGUUAAAAGAUUAUCCGUAGAAGGAAAUAUUGCUGUAGGAAAAUCUACUUUUCUGCGGAUGUUGUCUAACGUUUUCCACGAGUGGAGCUUGGUCACAGAACCUCUACAGAAGUGGCGACAUGUCCAGGAGUCUGCAUCCCCUCAAAGUAUGGGCAACCUACUUCAGCUGAUGUAUGAUGAUCCCACCAGAUGGUCUUAUACUUUCCAAACCGUUUCAUGUAUGAGUCGAUUUAAAACACAGAUUGAGCCACUUUCAGAUGGGUUAUUAAAACAAAAAGAGCCUGUCCAGAUAUUUGAGAGAUCUGUUUACAGUGACCGGUAUGUAUUUGCUAAAAGUCUUUUUGAACUUGGCCACCUAAAUGAAAUUGAGUGGACUGUGUACCAGGAAUGGCACUCCUUUCUCACUGAGCAAUUCUCAGAAAGAGUUGUGCUAGAUGGAAUUGUAUAUUUAAGAGCAUCCCCGUAUAAAUGUUUUGAGAGACUCCAGCGAAGGGCCAGAAAGGAGGAGAAGACAGUACAACUUGAUUACCUUCAAAAGUUACAUGAGCAGCAUGAAAACUGGUUGGUAGAGAAGACUACAGAUGUCCAUUUUGAGCAUAUGAAAAAUAUUCCAGUUUUGGUGUUGGACGUUGAUGAGGAUUUUGAAAGCAAUCCAGUUGCAAGUGAACAGCUUGGAAACAAAAUGAAGAACUUCUUAGCUGGAAAAUAAUAUUUAUUGGUAGCAUUAUUAUUAAACAGACAGUUAAUUAGAUUUUUUAAAAGUACAAAUGAUUGAUCGUGUAUCUUUGGCAAGACGAUGGACCAUAUAAAAUCUUAGGGUACAUAG